AUGAAAGAAGCAGCAAAGGCCCUGCGUCAACGAGAAGACAUAACUGUGCGCCGUGCAGAUAAAACAGCAGCCUUCGUCCUGAUCAAGACAGCGGAGUACCGCCAGAAGUUGGAUGCCAUCUUGUCUGACAGUACUAAGUUUGAGCGCCUCACUAAAAGCCCCACAGAUGAAAUAAAAAAAGAAGCCAAUGACAUCAUUAGCAGUGUCAAUGCAGCCACCAAUGCCGUGCACAUCCCGCCCAUCAUCGGAGAUUACAGCCUUGGCUAUCUGUACGGCAACGUAAAAACACAAAAAAAUGGGAACCCUCUCCACCUCAUCAUCAGCCAGACACCCGCCCCCACGUAUGGACUGGCAAAGCGCCUUAAUCAAAUUUUGACGCCCUACGUGCCAAGCCGAUAUAGCCUUCGCUCUUCAACGGAAUUCCUCAAAGAAAUCCGAGACUCCCCAGGAACAGGCACUAUCGCCUCCUUGGACGUAGAAUCCCUUUUCACGAACGUUCCUGUUGACGAGACCAUCAAUAUCAUUAUGGACCGUAUCUACAGGGACCCCUCUACACCCCAGCUGAAUAUCCCAGAAGUAUCCCUGCGGACACUCCUCGAGAUAUGUACGAAGAAGGCCCCAUUCUCCACCCAUAAAGGCCAGAUGUUCCGACAAAAGGACGGAGUCGCGAUAGGUUCCCCUCUUGGUGUCCUAUUCGCCAACUUUUAUAUGGGCACUGUGGAAGAGAGAAUUUUCUCUAAUAUCAGAAAACCCCGAAAAUACGCAAGGUACAUCGACAAUAUCUUUGUACAAGCCGAGGAUGAGGAAGAGGUUGAAGCUGUUCGACGCAUGUUCCAGCAUUGCAGUUCGCUGAAUUAUACCGUCGAAUUCAGCAACGAAGGCCAGCUCCCCUUUCUCGACGUCCUCAUCUCCAAGACCGAUGAUGGCCUAAAAACCUCCGUGUAUACAAAGCAAACAAACCUAGGGCUUUGUCUGAAUGGCGACAGCGAAUGCCCUGCGCGGUUCAAGAACACCACAGUCAGGGCCUACAUUCGGAGGGCCCUUACUCACUGUUCUUCCUGGCAGGACACUCACAAAGAACUCGACCGAGUCACUCAGAUGCUCGUUAAUAACGGGUAUCCGAAUCGACUUGUUGAUAAAGAAGUUCGAACAGCACUGGAUCGGUGGUACGGCGAGAAUGAGAGACCGCAGCCCCACCUCCAUGAGAAGAUCAAGCUGUAUUACAAAGCAAGAAUGCACGCACGUCACUUUGAGGAUGAAGAUGCUUUGAGAAAAAUAAUCAAAGAGAAUGUGACCCCUACCGAAGCCGACAAAGAACUCGAACUUGUAAUUUAUUACCAAAAUUGA
Messenger RNA from Macrobrachium nipponense, 1347 nucleotides. RefSeq lists its product as uncharacterized. The record is from RefSeq and is a predicted model, not a curated record. The transcript has a single exon. Bases 1 to 1347 code for a protein of 448 amino acids. NCBI's taxonomy places the organism in Eukaryota, Metazoa, Arthropoda, Malacostraca, Decapoda, Palaemonidae.